UACCAUGAACGCAGUCGUCUUCUUCGUUGGCGCCUCGGGUGGAUGCCUAAUGGCCGACCAGAUGCACAUUGCCGCAACUGCAGCAACAGUCAGCACUUAUCCCGCCACCAUGUUAUUGCAUGUCUUCAAGCUCACCAACGAUCCAAUAUCCCUUAUGGUGUGCCAGAUCCGAUUUCAUACGUACUCGACACUCUUCCCACCAAGAGACCCUAUCAAGCAAACAAGCGACGUCACUGGCAAUGGCUCUGGCCGCGUCUGACAACACUGCUAGCUGAUAUCGAUCGCCUGUGCCACGAC
Molecule: messenger RNA, 297 nt
Organism: Zychaea mexicana
Lineage: Eukaryota; Fungi; Mucoromycota; Mucoromycetes; Mucorales; Lichtheimiaceae
Exons: 1
Source: RefSeq, a predicted model, not a curated record